Molecule: messenger RNA, 2968 nt
Organism: Pseudophryne corroboree (corroboree frog)
Lineage: Eukaryota; Metazoa; Chordata; Amphibia; Anura; Myobatrachidae
Product: beta-1,3-galactosyltransferase 5-like
Exons: 3
Coding region: 275-1333 (352 amino acids)
Cellular component (GO): Golgi membrane
Molecular function (GO): hexosyltransferase activity; UDP-glycosyltransferase activity
Source: RefSeq, a predicted model, not a curated record
CAAUAGUAUUGGGCACCUGCUUCCCCACCUGCCCCCAAGAUACUUCGUUUUUUUUUUCCUUUUGCAGGCUAAGAACCUUCUCUUCCAGGCUCCUGGACAUCACAUGCACCCACUCCUGAGACCCCCCUAUCCGAUGGAUCAUGGGGCUGCAGUCUGUGUCCUCCAAAUAACAGCGGAUGAAUUGGGUCACUGGAAAGCUGGGAUGCAGGAAUGCAGCAAGAGUCUGGAGAUUCUCUUUUAGACCCAUCUCCACCGUUUGUGUUGAAAGGUUACUAUGAAGAUCCAGGUUCGUGCCUUGUACAGCGUUUUACUGGUUUUCACCCUGAUGCUGCUUAUCAGAACAAUGUUUUUGUAUACUGAGAAGACGAGAAGGAAAUCAUUACAUCACUCAUCGAAUUUCUGGCUAAAGUUCAUCAAUUUCACCACUACCAAAAAUGCUGCACCCCUCACCCUGCAUCCUAUGAGGGAGUCCGUGACCCUUAAUGAUGGAGUUCACACUUAUCAUUUGAACCUCUCCCGAUUCCUGGUGGAGUUUCCUUAUCUACAGAGUUAUCGCUGCUCAGUCAUUCAUGACCCAAAGAGAGAGACCCAGGCAACAAGGAACCUUGUCAUUCUGGCAAUCAAAUCCCACCCGCAGGCCGGAGUCAGGAGACAAGCCCUCAGAAAAACUUGGGCUCGCAAAUGGGAAAUAGAUGGUUACAGCGUGAGGCCAAUAUUUCUGUUGGGCCGGAUAGAUGUGCUUGGGCACAUGGAAAUGGUGACCACAGAGAGCCGGGAAUUUGGUGACAUUCUGCAGUGGGAUUCUGCUGAGGGGCAUCACAACCUAUCUCUGAAGGAACGUUGUUUCCUUGAAUGGCUGCACCACAACAUCCCGGAGGUGUCUUUCGUAUACAAAGGUGAUGAUGAUGAGUACGUCAAUCCUCAUGCAUUGGUCCGAUACAUAAAAGAACAUACCAUCAGCCCACAGGUGCUAUAUGGAUACCUGAGGCCUCAUUCACCUGUAAUGCGCUUCUCCAAGUAUCAGGUUUCUGAGUCGCUCUUCCCAUCCGACACCUAUCCCACCUUCCUGUCGGGUGGAGGCUUCAUCUUCCCCGGGCUCUCAGCAAAGCUGCUCUAUGAGAUGUCUCAGAAGAUCCCCGUUUUUCCAUUGGACGAUGUAUAUUUUGGUUUCUUGGCUCUGGCAGCCAAUCUGACCUACAAACAUGAUGCUCGCUUUCACGUGUAUGGACUAAAGUUUGAUGCCUGCCAGUACCGUCAAGCUUUGGUUGUUCAUGGGCUGGAACAAGAACAAUUAGUAAAAUGCUGGAAGGAGGUCCAGCAUGCAAAGUGCUAGAGGUAAAUAUUGGAGGUGCAACAAACGCUUUCCCUUCAUGUGUAUUAUUGUCAUCUAGAGGCAUCCUGGACCAUUAAUAUGUAUUAUUGUCAUCUAGAGGCAUCCUGGACAUUUCAUAUGUAUUAUUAAUGCCACCUAGAGGUCUCCUGGACCAGUCAUGUGUAUUAUUGCCACCUAGAGGCAUCCUGGACCAUUAAUGUAUAUUAUUGCCACCUAGAGGUAUCCUGGACCAUUAAUGUGUAUUAUUGCCACCUAGAGGCAUCCUGGACCAUUCAUGUAUAUUAUUGCCACCUAGAGGUAUCCUGGACCAUUCAUGUGUAUUAUGGCCACCUAGAGGUAUCCUGGACCAUUCAUGUGUAUUAUGGCCACCUAGAGGCAUCAUGGACCAUUUAUGUAUAUCAUUGCCACCUAGAGGCAUCCUGGACCAUUCAUGUGUAUUGUUGCUACCUAGAUGCAUUCUGGACCAUUCAUGUGUAUUAUUGGCACCUAGACGCAUUCUGGACCACACGUGUAUUAUUGGCACUUAAAGGCAUCCUGGACAUUUCAUAUAUAUUAUUCUCAUCUAGAGGCAUCCUGGACCAUUAACGUGUAUUAUUGCCACCUAGAGGCAUCCUGGACCAUUAACGUGUAUUAUUGCCACCUAGAGGCAUCCUGGACCUUUCAUGUGUAUUAUUGCCACCUAGAGGAAUCCUGGACCAUUAAUGUAUAUUAUUGCCACCUAGAGGCAUCCUGGACCAUUCACGUGUAUUAUUGCCACCUAGAGGCAUCCUGGACCUUUCAUGUGUAUUAUUGCCACCUAGAGGCAUCCUGGACCUUUCAUGUGUAUUAUUGCCACCUAUAGACAUCCUGGAUCAUUAAUGUGUAUUAUUGCCACCUCAAGGUAUCCUAGACCAUUAAUGUGUAUUAUUGCCACCUAGAGGUAUCCUGGACCAUUAAUGUGUAUUAUUGCCACCUAGAGGCACCCUGGACCACACAUGUGUAUUAUUGCCACCUAGAGGUAUCCUGGACUAUUAAUGUGUAUUAUUGCCAUCUAGAGGUAUCCUGGACCAUUAAUGUGUAUUUUUGCCACCUAGAGGCACCCUGGACCAUUAAUGUGUAUUAUUGCCACCUAGAGGUUUCCUGGACCAUUAAUGUGUAUUAUUGCCACCUAGAGGCACCCUGCACCACACAUGUGUAUUAUUGCCACCUAGAGGUAUCCUGGACUAUUAAUGUGUAUUAUUGCCAUCUAGAGGUAUCCUGGACCAUUAAUGUGUAUUUUUGCCACCUAGAGGCACCCUGGACCAUUAAUGUGUAUUAUUGCCACCUAGAGGUAUCCUGGACCAUUAAUGUGUAUUAUUGCCACCUAGAGGCACCCUGCACCACACAUGUGUAUUAUUGCCACCUAGAGGUAUCCUGGACUAUUAAUGUGUAUUAUUGCCAUCUAGAGGUAUCCUGGACCAUUAAUGUGUAUUUUUGCCACCUAGAGGCAUCCUGGACCACAGAUGUGUAUUAUUGCCACCUAGAGACAUCCUGGACCAUUAAUGUGUAUUAUUGCCCUCUCUAUCGCUGGCCAGCUCUGAGGAGAACAUUUUUUAUUUAAUUGGAUGUGUUUUAUGUUUACAUUACGUAUGCCAUUACAUUUGGUUUAUUUGCUUA